AUCAUCAUUACACGGAUUUAUUUUUAUUUUUACAAAUGCCAUUAAGCCCGUGACCGGUGACCGGAAUGGAAAUACAUACGAGCCGACCGGGAGAAGUUGUUUGAACCGGGAGAGCGCACUGCAAGGAGAAACUCAUGGCGGGGGUCAGCGGAUGAGGUGGGCUGUUCUCCACGACCCAUCAUGGACGGUCGGCCCCUCCACCAUCCCGAAGCCUCCCGUCCCUCUGGAUCCUGCUCCCUUACGCGCCGCAGUAGCUGAGCCUUGAGACCUGGGCCCCGUCCCCCCGCGUCCCCUCCGCAGGCCGUCGGGACCAUGACGCAGAUGGACUGCAAAUACAGCCUGCUGGGCUCCGCGGUGGACGACUACCGCAGGAGGCCGUUGCUCCUGCAGGUGGACGACGCGCCCGUGAACCUGUUCGCCGUCCUGGAGGUGAAGCGGGAGCUGCCGCGGCGAUGGAGCGCGCUGGCCGGCUUCCGCAAGGUCCGGCUCUACAGCUUCCUGUUCGGCCUGGCCGUCACGUUCCUCAUCAUGGCGUCGUACAUCCUGACGGGAGACAAGAAGGGCCUCCUGCUCACCCCUUCGCCGUACCACUUCAGCAGCCUGGUCAGUCUGGGACCUUUCGCCUUCAACCUCUCGUCGGUCAGGGACAACGCACAUAUGAAACUGGUGGUGAAGUCCAUCGCGUCCAAGGUGGAGUUUCGCAGCGGUCGACAGCUCCCGGAGUUCAAAGCACUGGUUGACACUGAACCACAUAUGUUUUCUGCCGUCCCUCGCAAAUUCCUGCCCGGUGUCAAGAACCCAUGCUGGUACGAGGAAUACACUGGGAAUAUCACCGCGGACCCUUACAGGACAAACCUGUACGCGCGCUACUCCAGGCGCUUCCGAACGGUGUUUCAGCACCUGAGGAACACUUUCCGAGAACACUUGAUCCACCGCGAGGGGAAGCCGUACCGCAUGCGGUGCCUUCCGUACUUCUACAUCAUCGGCCAGCCAAAGUGCGGCACGACGGACCUGUACGACAGACUGAGGCUGCACCCGGACGUCAAGUUCACCACUUUCAAAGAGCCGCACUGGUGGACCCGCAAGAGGUUUGGUAUCAUCCGUCUGAGCGAGGGCUUUCACGACCGGUACCCAGUGGAGGACUACCUGGACCUGUUCGAUCAGGCUGCUUACCAAAUCCAGGGAAACCUCACGGUGAAUGCCAGCCAACCCGACAUCAUCAUCGGAGAAGCCAGCGCGUCCACCAUGUGGGACAACAACGCCUGGGUGUACUUCUACGACAACACCAGCGAGGGAGAGCCUCCCUUCCUCAUCCAGGACUUCGUCCACGCCCUGCAGCCCGACGCCCGAUUCAUCAUCAUGCUCAGGGACCCGGUGGAAAGGCUCUACUCAGACUACCUUUACUUCGGCAUUUCCAACAAGUCCGCGGAGGAUUUCCACGAGAAGGUGUCAGAGUCGCUGCAGCUAUUCGAAGGGUGCCUUACGGAGUACACGAUGCGCUCCUGUGUCUACAACACUACCGUCAACAACGCCAUGCCAGUCAGGCUGCAGGUUGGCCUGUACAUCGUGUACUUGAUGGACUGGCUCACCGUCUUCAGCAGGGAACAGAUUCUGGUCCUGCGGUUGGAAGACCAUGCCUCCAACAGGAAAUACACAAUGCACAAAGUCUUUGACUUCCUGCACCUGGGGCCUCUGACAAAAGAAAAAGAGUCAGAGAUCACGAGAAGUCCAGCAUCCAAUACCAGGAGGCCGGCUGACAAAAACCUGGGUCCCAUGCUGCCCAUCACCAAAGAGAUCCUGAGGGAUUUCUACACGCCGUUCAACGAGAAGUUGGCCAAAGUCCUGCGGAAUGAGUCUUUCUCCUGGGAGAGCACCUCCGAACACUGAACCACCCACCUACCUUUUACUACCGUUUAGAAACCACUGAUGUGUCAGCCAGACCCUUCAUUUGAGCCUCCUCUCUCAUAAGUGCCCAUGAAAAAUCUGUUUUUUUAUAUAUAUAAAUUAUUUUCUAAGUUAUAAAAGCAGAGAUAAAUCAAAGAUAGCAAAUAGCACAAGAGAGAGUGAUGAUUUUGUGUGUGUGACAGAAUGAGAGAAUGCAUUUAAGAGAAAAAGAGAUAUUGGCGAGUCUUGAUUGUAUGUGGUUUUUCGGGACCGGAUGAAAUGAAAUAGUGAAUUCAAAGCUAUUAAAACUGAGUCCUGUCUUUUUUUGGUUUGAUUAAUUAAAAGAUAUUAAGAUCAUA
Molecule: messenger RNA, 2243 nt
Organism: Gasterosteus aculeatus aculeatus (three-spined stickleback)
Lineage: Eukaryota; Metazoa; Chordata; Actinopteri; Perciformes; Gasterosteidae
Gene: chst15b
Product: carbohydrate (N-acetylgalactosamine 4-sulfate 6-O) sulfotransferase 15b
Biological process (GO): hexose biosynthetic process
Molecular function (GO): N-acetylgalactosamine 4-sulfate 6-O-sulfotransferase activity
Source: RefSeq, a predicted model, not a curated record